Lytechinus variegatus (green sea urchin) is the source of this 1082-nucleotide messenger RNA. RefSeq names its product alpha-2 adrenergic receptor-like. Gene Ontology annotation, molecular function: G protein-coupled receptor activity. Gene Ontology annotation, biological process: G protein-coupled receptor signaling pathway. The record is from RefSeq and is a predicted model, not a curated record. The transcript has a single exon. NCBI's taxonomy places the organism in Eukaryota, Metazoa, Echinodermata, Echinoidea, Temnopleuroida, Toxopneustidae. The coding region runs from base 40 to 1065 and encodes 341 amino acids. Gene Ontology annotation, cellular component: membrane.
CACUUGUACUCAAGGAGUGACUUUUUGAUAGUUUGAACUAUGUCUGUCAUUACUAAUGCAACAGUUCCACCUAUUAUAGUAAAACCAUGUAUCGCAGAUCGGGAAGCUACCAUCAUCGCAUGCAUCGUCUCGGUUCUUACCGCUAUCAUCUUCAUCGGUAACAUCACGGUCAUCGUUGUCAUCUUGCGGACUCAAGCCAAACAGCACUCGGGGUACAUCUUCACGUUGAGUUUAGCCAUGGCUGACAUAUUUGUAGGAUUCAUGUGCCUUGUCCACAUUGGAUUAUACUUUGCGGAUGUCAUAUCGACAACAUGGUGCUUAUGGGAAGUUGUACUGUUCGUAUCUUCUUGUAGUGCCAGUGUAUCGAGUAUCCUCUGCAUUGCGUUUGAUCGGUACCUGGCAAUCAUGAAGCCUAUCCUCUAUAACACCCGUAUUCGGGAACAUACAGGUUAUGCAAAGACCGCUGUUGCCAUUGUCUGGAUACUCUCGAUAGCAUACGGCUCCUUGCCGCUUUUUGGCUGGCGGACGUUCAGUUUUGUACCAUGCAAACAUUGCUGGUUUGCGACCAUCCUCCCGCGAAGUUUUGUCAUCACACUCUUCGCAACGCAAUUCAUCAUCCCCCUCUGCAUCCUCGUCUUCUUCUACGGCAGCAUGCUCCAUGUCUCGAUGCGACAGGCCAACCAGAUCGCUGACCUCGCAGGCAGUUUCAGUGCUCCGUCUCGCUGGGAGCCAAGGAAACGAGCCGUGAUCACGCUCUCGCUCAUCAUGGGGUGUUUCUUCGUGACCUGGGGACCGUUCUUCGUGACUCUUUUCACUCACAUGAUCACCGAGAACCCCAACUUUAGGGUUGUUUUACAUUCUUACUUCUUUAUUCUUGCAAUAAGCAACUCAUGUCUUAACCCACUUGUUUACGCCUACUGGAAUAGAGAGUUUAGGAGGAUAUUCAGCCAGUGGUUCAUCCAGGAAGGAAGAAAGAUUAGACACUCCUUGACGAGCAGGAGAAGAACAAUAACCUUUAUAUCAGGGGAUUAUGGCAGUCCAUCAAAAACUACAUCUACUCAGUGAAAUUUGGAAGGCUGUGU